Colletotrichum higginsianum IMI 349063 is the source of this 1008-nucleotide messenger RNA. RefSeq lists its product as uncharacterized. Bases 1 to 1008 code for a protein of 335 amino acids. Lineage: Eukaryota; Fungi; Ascomycota; Sordariomycetes; Glomerellales; Glomerellaceae. The transcript has 2 exons. The record is from RefSeq and is a predicted model, not a curated record.
AUGAGCAGCCCUACCGUCGGGUCCCUUCUGGCUGCCAUUGCGACACUCAUCAGUGAUGGCCUGCGAAUCCUCCAGCUCGCCGAUAAGCGCCAAUGGGGACCUGACGAACAUGAGCAGUUGCGCCUGCUCGACGACGCCCUCGACGAUGCCAAGAAGGACUUUCAGGAGCUGUCGGUCCUCGUCAACGGCCAACGCUAUUACAUGAACGAUCGAAAACCCCAUUCAAUCGCCGAGUUACAAGUAUUGCGUUCCAAAUUCGAGCUUCACGUCGCCAACUUCAAGGACUGGGCCAGGAUAGGAGGGCCCAUCAACCCCGUAUGGGCCCGGGACACGACUGAGUUGCGCCGCGAGCUUCAUCGCGCACAGUGCCGCGCUGCAAGAAGGAUAUUCGCCGCGGAACAAGAGACGUCCGCUAGAUGCCUAGGUGCCUUUCUAGUCUACAGAAAACAGCGAGAAUGGCGGAACCGGCCCGCCUUGAACGAAGAGGAGCACCACCGGCGACACGUGGAGGAGGUGGUAGCUUGCAACACCAUUGGUAAAUUUGAGCGCUUCGGAGACGGGGGCAUUGCCUUUGUAUGCGACUUUUGCGACGGACACCUGGUGUGGGAAGACCUGGAGAGCAUGCCAUCGCUCCGCGCCGCCGAGGAGUCCAGCACCAGCCCCUUGCCGCCUAUUUCGCCGACGACACAGAUGCCCUAUUGGCAGGCGACGGGGUUCACAGCAUCAAAACGACGACAGGAGAAGACGGUUGUGUUCGCGCCCCUAGCGAUAGCGAACCACAUGGCGCCGUAUCAGGGGGACUGGGUCGCCCGCCUCCUCUGCCCCUUUUGCGACGAGGCUCCUUAUGCCGAGGAUGGCGACGAUGACGAUGACCUGCGGGAUCCGCUCGACGAUUCUGGGUUCGAGGAUCUCCAGGCAUUCCAGGAGCACCUUGAGUGGCAACACACGGCGGCCUCAAUACCGGCCGUACCCCUACCCAAGGCGGCCAAGGAGUGUCUGGUGAUGUGA